GAAAAAGAGAAAGAAAGAAUGCUUUUAUUCGACCGGACUCGGAACAGAAUUUGGUAAGCGUUGUUGUUCUGAAACUUUGGAUUUGAUCUGACUUUGUAUUAAUAUUUUGGAAUAUUAUUUCCUUGUGAGUGGUUGUUUGAUUCUUUGACGUUUGUUUAUCUUGCAUUUCACAGAAAGAUACUUUUUUUGGAAUAGGACGGAUACAAACUAAAAGUCUAAUGUGGUAGGGGAACUGCAAGAUUAUCCCCCCAUACUGUAUUUCUGUCUUUGGUGUUAUGCAGUAAUACGUAGUAUUUACGAUGAGCUCACAGGCCAAAUGCACUGUGGCAUUGUUCAGUGGCAUACUGUGCUUACUGUUGUUGUGUUGCCAAGCAGAAGAUUCAAUUUCUCCCACAGGACCACCAUCUUUUAACUCAAAUCUUCAUGUUGGAGAUCUGCAUGCAUCAACAGCAGAAGAUAUAACUCUAAAAUGCCCUCUGUCGGGCAUUCCAACGCCUAAUAUCACAUGGUCAAAAGAUGGACAAUUGUUAGAAGAACACUCGCGUGUAUCAUUUAGUGUUCACACAGCAGUGAUUUUGGCUGCGGAAGUUGGAGAUUCUGGGAUUUAUGGAUGUAACGCAACAAACAAGUUUGGCUCAAAGGAAGCCUUUAUUAAUGUCACUGUUACAAAAAUGAAAGCUGGUAAAAAUGCUGGCAAAGCUCCCCAAUUUUACAAACAGAUGGCAAACAGAUACUACAUUGCUGUCGGCAAAAACCUAAAGUUACGGUGUCCGACUGAUUCAUCCCCACCCCCAGAAAUUGUCUGGUUGAAGAAUGGCAAUACAAACUGGUCUCUUGGUCAGCAUACAAUCAUUGAGGAUAAGCUGAAAUUGAAGGGAACUACGCUAGAAGACAGUGCAACCUAUACUUGUAUUGUCAUUAAUGACUUCGGUUCUGUUAACUAUACGUUUGAAGUGCUCGUAAAAUACCCUGGUAAGCCUUUCUACUUGGUAGAAGAAGACCAUGGUUACAUGCAUGCUGUUGAGGGCGAAGAUGUGACAUUGGCCUGCCCGAUAAUUGGCAUACCAAAAGUGAAGAUCCAGUGGUUGAGAUCAGCUGAACAAGUCCAAGAAAACCGACGCAUUACAGUAUCCAACACUGAAUUAGUCAUCAUGAAUGCUAACAUGUCAGAUACAGGAUAUUACCAAUGUAUUGGUAAUAACAGUUAUGGCAAGUUGACGAUAAAUAUAACACUUAAUGUCACAGAAGCACCGCCACGCGAGAAGUCGGCACCAGUGUUUAACGUUGAAAUGCGACCACUGGUGAUCGUUCCAGCUCAGAAUACAAUUAAAUUGACUUGUCCAAUGGAUGCGUAUCCCACACCUAAGAUAACAUGGUUGAAGAACAAUGAUCCCUCUUGGAAACGUAUUGGUGGCAAGGGUGUUCAAACCGAUGGAAAGUUGAAGAUGCGAGAUGCUUUGCCGCAUGAUACUGGAAAUUACACUUGUAUUGUAGAAAAUGAGUUUGGUUCCAUUAAUUACACCUUCCAAGUAAAAGUCCAAGAACGUCUUACUCAUCGACCAAUUAUCAAGCACAUUAAACCAAGUGAGAAUGAAACUGUCGUUGAGGGCUCUACAGUGACUUUUUCAUGUUCAGUAUUGAGUGACCUACAUCCGUACGUGGUUUGGCUCCGCUGGAAUGACGGCAAUGCCACCAGAAUAGAGAGUCAGCGUGACGCACUAAUAUCAGAAUGGGGGGAAUUUUAUCAGGAGCAAUGGUUAGACAACCCAUUCUGGAAUUGCAGCUAUGCUACGAGUAUGGUCUUCAAAAACCAAACAAUUUCACCUCUCACGUGUCUUAUAUCAGAGACGCUUAACACCAAAGAGGGGUCCACUGAUCUUACCGUGGAAGUGUUAAAGUUUGAAAGCGUGUCUGUUAAUGACACUGGCCGUUUCUCCUGCGUUGCUAGCAACACCAUAGGAAGGUCCCAAGAAGAUGCGUAUUUGACUGUCAUUCCAGCUAAAGAUCUAACAACGGCCAAACCAGGAGGCAUAUCACAUGUGCCUACAACAUUAAAGAACUCAAGUUUGACGUUAAUAAUAUGUGUUGUCAUUGGCCUAGUCAUCGUAAUAGCCACAAUCCUCACAAUCUGGGCAUGUUGCAGACCUAAAAAGAAAAGCCACCACAAACACAUCGCUCGCGUAAACGACAAAAUGGUCUUGAAUCGACAGAUUGACUGUCACUAACAAGAUACUAGGUGAAGGUGCAUUUGGUCAAGUGGUCAUGGGAAUUGCAGUUGGUCUGAAGGGUACAAAAGGGCAGGAGCCGUACACCAUUGCUGUCAAAAUGCUAAAAGCCAAUGCUACGGAUCGUGAGCUGUCAGAUUUGAUGUCGGAGAUGGAUAUGAUGAAGAAUAUUGGGAAGCAUGUCAACAUUAUUAAUAUGCUGGGUUGCUGUACACAAGAAGGUGCACCAUUUGUCUUAGUUGAAUAUGCACCGAACGGGAACCUGCGUGAUUUCUUGCGCAUGAGAAGACCUCCGGAUGGUAUCCCUCCAGAGAAGUUGGUGUUGAUGCCUGAAAACCAGACGUUGACCAAUAGGGAUCUGUUGUCCAUGGCCUACCAAGUCGGAAAAGGAAUGGAAUUCUUAGCAUCCAAAAAGUGUAUUCAUCGAGAUUUAGCUGCAAGAAAUGUAUUGGUUACAGAAGACUUGGUGAUGAAGAUAGCAGAUUUUGGUUUAGCCAGAGACAUUCAUUAUGUUGAUUACUAUAAAAAGACAACAGAUGGACGCUUACCGGUGAAGUGGAUGGCUCCUGAAGCGCUGUUUGACCGGGUCUUUACCACAGAGAGUGAUGUCUGGUCCUAUGGGGUUCUGUUGUGGGAGAUCAUGACACUUGGGGGAACACCUUACCCCAGUGUUCCAGUUGAAAAAAUGUUUGAUUACUUAAAGGCAGGAAAAAGAAUGGAACAACCACAGAACUGUCCUUUGGAAGUAUAUCACAUCAUGAGAGAAACAUGGCAGACCAAUCGUGCAUUCCGUCCAAACUUUGCACAAUUAUCAGAAGAUCUUGCAAGGACAAUAGAAAUGUCAACAAAUCAGGAGUAUCUAGAUCUUGAAGCAUUGGGCGAUCACCCCAUUACUACAUUUCUUGAAAGCGAAGUGGAUUCGGGAAACUCCAGCUCGCACAGUCGGCACAGCAGCGAGUCGACUGUGUGAGAGGCUUUCGGCAACAAGAGUCAGCAUUUUGAGCCGUCCAUAAAGACUCGUGCACAGCUCGAACCAAUCAGAACAUUUUAAAUGGUUGCGUUCAAGAGCGAAAUGGCCAAUCAGAGACUUAAAAGUGUGCUCUGGAUACUGACAUAUUGAUGCUUGUAUCGCUGCAAAAUAAAGAGAUGCUACAAUAGAGAUAGAGUUAUCUUGCAAUUAUAAUACCAAGAUAGAAAAAAUACAGCAAGCACAGAAAAAAAUAGAACAAACUGAAAACGUCAAGGAAUUCUUUUUUAUAUUCAAAGACUUGUACUGGAUCUUGUGCAUUUAAUUUCACAAAUGUGGAAAAUAUAUGCUUCCUAUGAAUUUAUUUGAAGGAGAGGAAGAUCUUGAAAAACAAGAAACAUUUUUUAAAAACAGUAUCAUGAUAUAUGACCAAACCGAAAACUUUGUAUCAAUUGAUUUUGUGGGAUCAAUGCAUUUAAAGAUCAUGCAAAGAAGUUGAUGCAGUAGUGAUGAUAUGAGGAAAAAAUGAAAACAAUUUAAAGGGAUAUUUUAUGGGUUGUACAGCAGAUCGAUUGUUUGCUGUGUUGUAAAGAAAAAGUAGCCAGCCAUUCUAUUUUCUGAGAGUUAAAAUAAUUUUCUUAAAGAUUUUAAAGAACAUAAAUCAGAGAAAAUUGAUUUGUUAUAGGAAUAUAUAUAUUUGAAUUUUUACAUAUUUUAGUUUAAAAAUUUCAAAUUUACUUGGGCAAGAUAUCGAGCACUUUGUUGAGCGUCUUUCUGUCUCAAUUAUUUGUACAGUUGUUAAAUUUCAUGUAAUCCAUAAUUUAAUUCAUUUAUUAUCUUUGUUUCUUUAUUCAACCGAUUAAAUUGGUGCUAUUAUGUAACAGAAAGGAAUACAGAUAAAUUUUGGGUGUUUAUUUUAGACUAUGCCUUGAGGGUUGCUUCGAAUGAUGAAUUUGAAGCAAGUAAGUUGCAAUGCAGCUAGAGAAAAAGUGCUGCAUUUUUAUUGCUUUGGUAAGGAGAACUGAGACAAUGAAAUCUUAAUAUUUUACUUGAAAAAGAAAAACUUUUUAUAUUUUUUUUAAGAAAUAGCAAGUUUGAUUAUAUGUUAAUUAUAUGGAGAUUGCCAGUUGACGUAACAUACAUCUCGCGAUGAUAAUUGAUAUUUUUAUGCUGGACUUUUCGAGUGAAAUGGUUCUGAUUUUGAAAAUAAAACAAAAAGAAUCAACUCCAUUGAUAUAAAUUCAUAAAUGUUCAUUUUGAUUUGUUACCAGCAUUGUAUUCAUGUUUGUAACCAGAAAGUAUUCUUUUGGGAUUUUUCCACCGACUUCAUUGAUGUUGAAAUUUUUUACAAUUCAAUGUACAUUAAAAAUGUGUUGAAAGUGUAUCCAUGUUGUAAAGACAUUGACAAUGACAUAAAAAAAAAUAUUUUUCGAAACUUCCCUUUUCAAACCAACCCUCCGAUUUUUUUUUUUAAGCAUGGUAUGCUCUCUAUAGUUUUAGAAUUGAUGUAAAUACAUGUAAUUUAACUUAGCAGUAUAGGUGAUAAUUUUCUUGUAGAUUAUCAUGAAAAUGAAAAGCAAGAAUCUUUUUAACUUUUCUUGAUUACCAGAAGAAAUAAUAAUUAAAAUAAGUGUACAGUGUAUAAAUGUGUUGUUUGACUGAAAUACGACAUCACUUUUUUCAUUUAUUCACUUACACUUUUCCCAUCUUUUGCAUGUACAGGAAAUUUGAUAUAUCUACAACUCAGCUUUGUUUGUGUGUACCAAUUUUAAUGGUAUUAUGCAUAUUAGAUUUUAGUUACUGUAUUCAAAAAAAGGUGUAUAAAUGGGCCAAAAUUAUGAAAUACUAGGUUUGUUUGUUUGUUUGUUUUUUUUUUGUUUUUUUGUUUUUAGGCAUAUAACUUUUUGCUUGGUUGUUAAGUUAAAUUAUUUUUGUUGUUGAGCAACACAGUAUAUUCUGCACUCAAUACUUUACUAUUGGCAUUAAAGUACAUUCUCUAGAUAUUUAUUCAAAAGAAUAUUUUUUGAGUAUAUAUUAUACUGGUGGGUACAUAUGGGUAUGUUACGUGUACUGGCCAAAGAACUCAAAGAUAAUGUUGCAUGUAAAGAACCUGUAGGCAUGUAAGUUAGGUAUUUGUGGUAAUUGAAUGGAGUAGACUAUUUCGAGGACAGCUUCAGUGACUCAUGUGACCAGUUUUAUCUUGCAGGUUUUCUAAGCAUAAAACCAACAGGUUUUCCUUAAUAUCAAUACCUAUCAUAUAACACGGCAGUCAUUUUCAGUUAUAUAUAAUUGAAAUAGUAUAUUAUAUAGUAGUGUAAUAUACAUUUAUAUAAAUUGUAUAUAUAUAGUGUGUGUGUAUAUAUAUAUAUAUAUAUAUAUAUAAUGUAUAUAUAUAUAUAUAUAUAAUGUAUACACAUAUUCUUCUUGUUUACUUGAAUAUUGUACUUGCCCCACCUGUGAAUAUUUACUAUAGUUAUAUGUUAUGUACAUGAUGGAUCCUUAACAUGGAACUAAAUUAUAAAAUGGUAUAUACUGUAAUGUGAGAAAUAUAUGGAAUCUAAAAAGGUAAUUGAUCACAAUUCCAUAAUGGGUCAAAUUCCAAGUAUGAUGAUCAAAGUUAAACAUCAUUCUAAAUUAGAAUUUAUUUUAAUGUUUUUAUUCCCUUUUAUAAAUGAAAAAUAUUUCAAAUUCUUUUAAAUUUUGUCCUUUUUUUCUUUAUUGUAUUAUUGUAAAUGUUUGCCAUAAUUAUAUUCCAUUGCAUAUCAAAUACAUUACAAUUAUAUUUGUUUGAAUUAAGUGGUUAAUCAAAUGAAAUUUAUCCAUAAAAAUCAUUUUUUAAGAAGAAAUUGGUUUUUAUUUAAGAAAAUACAGGUAUUUAUGUACUAUACUGCCAAAAGAGAUAUAUUCGGUAUUUUUCAUUCCAAAUUUUGAGAAGAUUGAAAGUGCAUAUGAGGUAAAUUAUUAUUCAGACUUUACCAAGUUUGGUUCUGUUUUAAAACUUUGAUGUGAAGGAUUGAUUUAGAAAAUACCUCAACGUGCCUUAUACAAUGGAUAAAGUUGGUUCAAGUUAACUCAAUUAGUUACCCUGUUAUGUUUAUAUUGUUUUUGGUUGCUUUUGCAAAUUUUGUUAAUAAAAUAAGUUUGUUCAAAGCA
Messenger RNA from Anneissia japonica, 6345 nucleotides. RefSeq names its product fibroblast growth factor receptor-like. Gene Ontology annotation, cellular component: signaling receptor complex. Gene Ontology annotation, molecular function: transmembrane receptor protein tyrosine kinase activity; interleukin-1 receptor activity; ATP binding. The record is from RefSeq and is a predicted model, not a curated record. Gene Ontology annotation, biological process: positive regulation of kinase activity; protein phosphorylation; multicellular organism development. NCBI's taxonomy places the organism in Eukaryota, Metazoa, Echinodermata, Crinoidea, Comatulida, Comatulidae.